UACUGUUAAACCUGUUGUAAUGUUUGAUAUGAAAAAUGUUUUCCUCAAUUACCUGAACAUAUAUGUGUGAUGAGCCUAAAAUAGACAAUAGCACACAGGAACCAAUGAAUUGCACAAAUCACACAGCAUAUGUUCAGUGUCUGCCAGCACCAAAUAUUACUUGCAAAGAUCACCUUGGCGUAGAAAAAGUCUUUACAGGACACGAAGUUGGAUUUUACAAGCCUAUUGAGUGUCGCAAUGUAAAUGGGUACUCCUACAAAGUGGCAGUGGCUCUGUCCUUAUUUCUUGGAUGGCUGGGAGCAGAUAGAUUUUAUCUAGGCUAUCCUGCAUUAGGUUUGUUAAAGUUCUGCACUGUAGGAUUUUGUGGAAUUGGGAGCCUAAUUGAUUUCAUACUUAUUUCAAUGCAGAUUGUUGGACCUUCCGAUGGCUCCAGUUACAUUAUAGAUUACUACGGUGCGAGGCUCACACGGCUCACCAUCACCAAUGCAACUUUCAGGAAAAUGCAGACCUAUCCCUAGUCCUGGCAGUAAUUGUCACAAAUCCGUAGGGGCAGCUUAUUUCUGCAGCUGGAUCCAGUUGUCCGCUGGAAUUGCUGAGGACUUAUUAAUUGCAUUUCAUCAGAACGGAAUAUUAAAUGUACCUUGAACCGAAGAUGAUCAUAUAUGGAAGUUCCUCAAGUGCAUGAGUUUACCUCAGAGGUCUAACUUUGUGGCUGCUCUAUUUGUUGGAGCGCAGAGUUUCUUGCUAAGUUAUAUCAUUUGUGAAAUGUGCAGACUUUUGCACUGAUGUUCUGUGUCUGUGAGUAUAAUUUAGUGUUACAGAGAACUGGAAAAAGAGUGAAUGGGCCAGGAUUCACUUGGGAUCUGUUCUCAUAACAGUUUCCAAAGUGGCAGUUUGGAAAUUAACUUAAAUAUCCCAAACCACACAAACUGCCUUUUUUUCUAUCCUGUUAAAAUCCAGAUAGCCCCAAGUCUUGUUCUGGUGUAUCCUGUGAAAUUCUAUUUAUUGAAAUAAUUACUUCUGUAAAGCUUGAAGAAAAAUUUUGGUCAAAUAGCAAAGUUUGGUCAGUACUGAUCAACAGUAAAAAGUAUGGAGGCAUAAAAAAUAGAAUCGUAGAUGACACAUAACAGAAAGUGAGGGUGGAUGUUGACAUGGCCUGAGGUUAGAAGAGGAAAUAAUUGUUCUGCUUAUUUUGAUUUUCUGAUUUCUGCUUAUUUGAUUUUUUUCUUUAUUCCUUUGCAACCAUCCACAGUGAAAUACAUACCUUCUUUUUCUGAAAAUAAAUUGGUGCAUGUGUUUGACAGCUACAGAGUGUCAAAAGAGUGAAUUCUUUGUACUAAUAAAGCCCUUAAAAGGUUCUUUUUUUGGA
Messenger RNA from Manacus vitellinus (golden-collared manakin), 1369 nucleotides. RefSeq names its product TM2 domain containing 1 (gene TM2D1). The transcript is spliced from 5 exons. The record is from RefSeq and is a predicted model, not a curated record. Lineage: Eukaryota; Metazoa; Chordata; Aves; Passeriformes; Pipridae. Bases 63 to 518 code for a protein of 151 amino acids.